AUGAACGGUGAGUCAAACAAUGAUCUCGAUCUAUCAAAAGAGAUUAACUACACCGAACACAUGUACUCAUUGGACGAGUUAAGUACAAAAUUGCAAACUAGUGUAGACUCGGGUAUCAGCGACCGGGAGGCCGACGAGCGGCACAAACGGGACGGCCCUAACGCUUUCACACCGCCUAAACUGACCCCGGGUUGGGUACUAUACCUAAGGGAGAUGACCACCGGUUUCGCAAUUAUUAUAUGGUUGGCCUCAAUCGCCAGUUUCAUCUGCUAUGGCAUCGAUAAAGUGCCCCAAUAUUACUAUUUGGGUAUAGUGUUGGCACUGGUAGUGCUGAUCACCGGCACCUACUCCUACUCACAACAGGCCAGCAGUUCAAAAAUAUUUGAAUCGUUUAAGAAUAUGGUGCCCCAGCAAACAGUAGUCAUACGGGGCGGUGAGCGCAAGGAGGUGUCGGCCGAGACCCUGGUUGUGGGCGAUCUGGUAUACUGUAAAUCCGGCGAUCGGGUGCCGGCAGACAUCCGGGUCGUCCGAUGCGAGGCCAUGAAAGUGGAUAACUCAUCCCUAACGGGUGAGUCGGACCCACUCCUACGCUCGGCAGACGUCGGGCACAGCAACCCAUUGGAGGCCAAAAAUCUGGCCUUUUUCUCGACCAACUGUGUGGACGGCUCCGGCUAUGGUGUGGUCAUUGCCAUUGGCGAUAAUACCGUGAUGGGCAAAAUUGCCAAGCUCGUUACCGGCAUAGCCCGUGAGAAAACACCCAUAGCCAUCGAGAUUAGCAGGUUUACCAAGAUUAUUACGGCCAUAGCUAUUGGCAAUGGUGUAGUGUUUUUCGCAAUUUGCAUGGGCUUUGGGCUGACCUUUUUCAACGCGCUCAUUUUUAUGAUCGGCAUUAUUGUUGGCAACAUUCCUGAAGGCAUUAUA
Molecule: messenger RNA, 921 nt
Organism: Medioppia subpectinata
Lineage: Eukaryota; Metazoa; Arthropoda; Arachnida; Sarcoptiformes; Oppiidae
Source: the annotation of a GenBank genome assembly